Messenger RNA from Impatiens glandulifera, 1669 nucleotides. Its product is annotated as amino acid permease 4-like. The record is from RefSeq and is a predicted model, not a curated record. The coding region runs from base 55 to 1485 and encodes 476 amino acids. Gene Ontology annotation, cellular component: plasma membrane. Lineage: Eukaryota; Viridiplantae; Streptophyta; Magnoliopsida; Ericales; Balsaminaceae. The transcript has 4 exons.
GAUUUGAUCACUACACUAAAUUAAGAGAGAUAAAUAUUUGAACUUUAGUGUUCUAUGGCUGAUAACAAUAACAUUAACAACAACAGCGACGACGACGUCUAUACCGUAGACAUGUUUCAGCAAAACGGCAACUCCAACAGUUUUUCUGUCGACGACGAUGGCCGCCCUCAAAGAACAGGAACUGUUUGGACUGCGAGUGCCCACAUUAUAACCGCGGUGAUCGGAUCAGGAGUUUUGUCUUUGGCUUGGGCCAUAGCUCAGUUGGGUUGGGUCGCCGGUCCUAUUGUCAUGCUCUUCUUCUCCUUUGUCAUCUAUUAUACUUCCGGUCUCUUAGCUGAUUGCUAUAGAUCUGCCGAUCCCGAUUCUGGCAAGAGGAAUUAUACUUACACGGAUGCAGUCCGAUCUAAUCUCGGCGGAGUUAAGGUGAAGUUAUGUGGGUUUGUUCAGUACCUCAACUUGUUUGGAGUGGCAGUUGGAUACACAAUUGCAGCAUCUAUAAGCAUGAUGGCAAUCAAGAGAUCCGAUUGUUUCCACAAGAAUGGAGAAAAGAACCCAUGUAAAAUGUCGAGUAAUCCUUACAUGAUCUUAUUCGGAAUCACACAAAUCAUAUUCUCACAAAUUCCAGAUUUUGAUCAAAUAUGGUGGCUUUCAAUUCUUGCUGCUAUAAUGUCCUUUACUUACUCUUCAAUUGGACUUGUUCUUGGAAUAACUAAAGUCGUAGCAAAUGGAACUUUUAAAGGAAGUAUAAAUGGAAUCGCCAUUAAUGGAACUACUAUCACUAAAACAGUGAAGAUAUGGAGAAGUUUCCAAGCCCUAGGUGACAUAGCAUUUGCAUAUUCCUAUUCGAUUAUCCUAAUUGAAAUCCAAGACACAAUCAAAUCCCCACCAUCUGAAUCAAAAACAAUGAAAAAAGCAACCUUAAUCAGCAUCGGAGUAACAACAACAUUCUACAUAUUAUGUGGAUGCAUGGGUUACGGCGCCUUCGGUGACUCCUCGCCGGGAAACCUUCUAACCGGUUUCGGUUUCUUCAACCCAUUCUGGCUCUUAAACAUAGCAAAUGCCGCCAUUGUUGUUCAUCUAGUAGGCGCCUACCAAGUCUUCUGUCAACCCUUAUUCGCUUUCGUCGAGAAAUGGGCAGCAAAAAAAUGGCCGGAUAGUAACAUCAUCAACAAGAAAGUUAGUAUUCCGUUGAUCCCAUGUUACAAGUUGAACAUGUUUCGUCUGGUAUGGAGAUCGAGUUUUGUGGUGAUGACGACGGCGGUGGCGAUGUUGCUUCCUUUCUUUAAUGAUGUUGCGGGGAUACUUGGGGCAAUGGGUUUUUGGCCGUUGACGGUUUACUUUCCGGUGGAGAUGUAUAUUGUGCAGAAGAAGGUGGAGAAGUGGAGUAGAAAAUGGGUUUGUUUGCAAAUGUUAAGUUUGUUUUGUCUGUUAAUCACUGCUUUGGCGGCCGUUGGAUCUAUUGCCGGAGUUAUGAAUGAUCUUUAAGGUUUAUAAACCCUUCAAACCCAUGUUAUUGGAUGAAUUUUAAUUAGUAUGUAAUAAAUUAAAUGGGUUUAUUUGUAAAAUGGGCAACCAUUUUUAUUUUAUGAUCAUUAAUUAUAUAUGUAAUGUUUGGUCAUAUUAUAUAUAUAGCCCUAAAAAAAGCGGCUUUGCUUUGUUGGUUUAUAAU